Molecule: messenger RNA, 612 nt
Organism: Fonsecaea monophora
Lineage: Eukaryota; Fungi; Ascomycota; Eurotiomycetes; Chaetothyriales; Herpotrichiellaceae
Exons: 2
Coding region: 1-612 (203 amino acids)
Source: RefSeq, a predicted model, not a curated record
AUGGCCUUCAUAUGGCUUGCGAGGGCUAUUGGCAAUGAACUGAUGGGGCUAAACUUGGAUUCUGCCUCGCCCGAGGCUAACGUGUCAGGCGAAGCUGCAUUCGGAUGCAGGAAAAAGAGAGCAAUCGAGAAGGAGGGGUCGGGGUGGGGCGUGCAGCAGGCACGAACAGCGACGGACGCCUGCGAGCGUUGCCCUUUCGGACCCCUCAAUCCUUCGGCCUGUCCAGGCUCCCACCGUAGAAGCAGCUGGCACUGCCUGGUGUAUCUCAAUGGAAAUACCAGCUGCAACUUUGGGCCGUUCUGCCCCCCGAAACGAGCGAGUGGGAAAGCUUUCAAGAUCAGGAGCUGCGAUGGCAUGUACGAACUGUCGUUCAAGUUCCUCGGUGGUGGUUACCUGAAGCUGAGAGUCAACCGAGAAAUGGUGUUCAUAAAUCCAUACAGCGCGAGCUUUCCAGCUCCUCCCGCGGCUGCUCCGGAAGUGUUCGAGUUCGUUGGCAUCAGGCGCGAUCGCGAGAAGGAGAAAGCGGAACGGCAGGAGAGAAUGACAAGUCCACGCCGCUCGCCAUCGCCCCGCGAGAGCUGGUUUGAGAUCAACCAUCCUAUGGGAUCUUGA